This is a messenger RNA of Adineta steineri, 546 nucleotides long. NCBI's taxonomy places the organism in Eukaryota, Metazoa, Rotifera, Eurotatoria, Adinetida, Adinetidae. The record is from the annotation of a GenBank genome assembly.
AUGGCUAUUACCAAAAAACAACAAAUUCGUGGUACAAGAAUAUUAUUAACGGUUUUUUAUGGAUUUCUUCUAUCAAGUAUAUUAUUUCGUUAUAUUGUCCAUGGAAUUGUUGAGACAAUUCGACGACCGACAAACCCAUAUGCUAUUACAAUGAUCGUUCUGGGUACUCUUAUUCUCAUUUCAAUUGGUUUAGCAAUUUAUGCUACAUGGUUUGAGAAUACAAUAAUAAUGUUAGUUUCAGGUAUUGUUCUUAUAUGUGUAUUCGUUUUAACACUUGUUUUUGGUGUUAUACGUAUUGUUAAUAUGGCACCUCAUCGCGUAAUUACAGCAACGCUUUCACCAACUGUAGAUGGAUCAUCAAAUUCUAUUGGAGAAUCAAACAAAAUCACAACUACUAAGGAUACUUAUGCUCUUGCCGAAGAUGUUACAGAAUUAAUUAUUGAAUUAGUUUUCAUUCUCUUUGCUAUUCUUGCUACUUUUGUUCUCUAUCGUUAUGUUAAAGCAAAAUAUACUCCUGUAUCAACAACUGAAACAAAACCAACAUAA